AAGGAUUACUCACCCGUCCGCGAAAAUCUCGCUGAAUUCACGGUUAUUCGAGUGAUGCGCCGUGCAGUCCCGGGACCUUCAGGUGGAUCCAGCAAGCGGCAAUUUCGGGGGCCGCGCCGGGAACGGGGAACGUGUUGGUUAGAAACGAGAAACUAGAAGAAUUGUACAACCACGAUAUGUGUACGCGCGAUUCGAACGUCGAAAGGGAAGCCAGCAAGUCUUGAUGAAUCCCGGAAUCAUCGUCGAUGACCAGAUCAGGGGCUGGACUUAUCGCCUUCUCUUUCAACCGAUACCUUACCAAACCGUUCUCCGAAGAGUCGGCCGCCGUGAACGAUCCGUAACCGUGAUCAGGAUCGUGACGAUCGAUACGUUCGAAGAGCAGUGCGACGGGAAACGAACCCUGGUUCGAGUGCGUCGGGACGUUAGGGCCGUUGAAUGGAGCUUCAAUUCAUCAUGGACGGCGGCGCGGAUGCUUUGAACGGGACGAUAUGGUUUCCCAACACGCCAUCGCCCCCGUACGAGCAGCUGUCCCCGGUCCGUCCGAACAGAUGCGACCCCAUCGCUACUCAGCACGCAUCGAUGGGAUAUCACAGUCCGCAAAAUUCUGUAUGGCAGGACAAGUACAACUCACCGAAGAACUCUCCGGAGGACGGCGUCCAGAUACGUUCGAACAGCGGGUCGCCGGAGCAUCUCAGUCAAUCCUCGGACCAUGCCCCGAAUUGCCAGCAAGCUGGCCUGAAACGGCGGGCCGGGGAGCCGUUGCAGCAGCUCACAGACCUCGAGAAGAAGCAUCCCCGAAGAGAUGGAUCCGUCGGAAGUAACGGCUCGGGACAAGGUUGGUCUACCCAGGUGGAGGAGCUGGCGGAACACCUGGCCGCCGAUUUCGAUGGGUCCCUGUCGGCACUGGCAGCAUCCGAUCUCGCGACAGCAGUUGCCUCCUACAACAUGAGCGAAGCCCUGCUCGCCCUGCCAUCGCUGACGGUAUUCAAGCAGGAAGCACCAUCCCCGGAGAACCAGCAAAAUUCCAAUUUGAACCAUGUGUCCCAAAGAACGAUCAAUUCGGCGCCGGCGAACAAUGCGAGCGGCCCUGUCGACGCUGACAGCAACAACAAUGGGCAGACCACGGCCAGCCUUCAUCAGUUGUUGUACUCUUCGAACGAGGAGUACCCUCCGACCUCAUCGUCGGGGAACCACGUGUCCUCCCCGCAGCACGUCAGCGAGCUCAACGAGGACUACCGGUUCCAGUAUGUCCUCGCCGCGGCGACCAGCAUCGCGACCAAGGUCAACGAGGAGACGCUCACCUACCUGAACCAAGGCCAGUCGUACGAGAUCAAGCUGAAGAAGCUGGGCGAUUUGUCUGCUUAUCGAGGGAAGAUCCUGAAGGGCCACUCGACCUUCCUGUUUCAGUCGACGAUCCGCAUAUGCUUCCACGAGAGGCGGCUCCAAUACACGGAACGCGAGCAGAUGAUCGCCUGGCAGCGGACCAGGCCCGGCGAACGGCUUCUGGAGGUCGACGUUCCCCUAAGUUACGGCAUGGUGGACGUGUGUCAGCCGUCCCCGUCCAACAACAGCGUGGAGUUCAUGUGGGACCCCACCAAGGAGGUCGGCGUCUACAUAAAGGUGAAUUGCAUCAGCACCGAGUUCACGCCGAAGAAGCACGGCGGCGAGAAGGGCGUGCCAUUCCGUAUCCAAGUGGAGACUCGGCUGCCAGGAGGACCCCGUCUGCACGCCGGCUCCUGCCAGGUGAAGGUGUUCAAGCUGAAGGGCGCGGACCGCAAGCAUAAACAGGACCGAGACAAAAUACUGCGGCGACCACCGCACGAGCAGGACAAGUACCAGCCCAGCUACGACUGCACGGUCCUCUCCGACAUUUCUCUAGAGUCUUUAUCGUCGUCCAAUCUGAUCGCCCAGAACGGAGGCAGCCCCUACGCUCCGACCGAGGCAAUAUCACCCCAAUCACGAUCGACCAUAAGCGGCAAUACCUCGCCGGUGGUCGCACCGCUGGCGCUCUCGGUUUCCAAUUCUGGCAUCGUGCCGUUGGUUCCAGUCUCCGAUGCUGUCAAAGAGAACGUGGGAACUGCACCGGCUCUGCCAUCGCCUGCGGCGAUUCUCCCGGACCAAUCCUGCACCGAAAGCGAAGGAUCAUCAUGCGUGGCCCAACUGUCUCCCGACGCGAACGCCGCUCAGAUGAGCACGUGGCUCCGCGCGGGACGUUUCGGUGCCUUCGAGUCUACGUUCGCCAGCUUCUCAGCCGCAGACAUCUUGCGGCUCUCGAGAGACGACCUGAUUCAAAUCUGCGGGCUGGUCGACGGGAUCCGAUUGUUCAACGCGUUGCACUCGAAAGCACCCGGACCGAAGCUGACCCUGUACUUCGCGCUGGAGGACAACGGGUCCCUGUGGAGGGUCGCGUACUUGGACAGUCUGACCAGCAGCGCGUUGAUGAACAAGCUGCUGAACACGCUGAACUUGCCGCACGAAAGACUGCACUCGGUGCUCUUCCUCGGCCCUCAGGGCAUCCACGUUCUGGUCACCGACGAGUUAGUAGCGAAUAUGAAAGACGAGAGCAUGUAUUUCGUCGAGACCAUCAAAGAUAACGCGAGCGAGCGUUACAAGCUCCUGCUAAAGCCCUCGUCGCGUUCCUAAUUGAGUUAUAGAAUUUUCCUAUGAGUCUCACAUUGCCAAAUGUAUCUGUGAUUCGAAAAGGAAGGAAAGAAAUUUCUUUGCCAGGGAAAAGCGUGUCGAGUAAGCGCACAGAAAUCCGCUCGAUCGGCGUUUUCGUUAUUGCGAUAAUGUCGCGACGGUAUGGGAAACAAGAAAAAUUUCACUUAAUACUCAUUACAAGCUUUCGGCAUGGUUAUUUUUACGACGGUGAACAAGCGCGACGACCUUCCAGAGGAACACGUAUUCUAUUACGUAUUACAUAUACGUUUCGUAUGUAUUACUUUUUCCACUAAGCUCGGUCUACUUUCUUUCGUAGGGUGUAAGCGAAACAUUAGGUUGACAAGGUGUAUUUAGGAAAUAUUUAUACCGCGGUUACUCAAUUCUUGUGCCACAUAGUCGACUCAGCGAGCUUAGUUUACGAACUUAUUGUUGUUGUUAACUAUUAUUCACCGGAGGCCGCGACCCGAUCGUCGCUAGUUCAUGUUACAUCGAUCGGCGACCCUGCCCCGGUGAAUACGAUCUCCGUUUACACAAAGUGUAAAUUAUUCAUUGUUUCUACAGAUUAUAAACGAUGUUGCGUAGACGUGUAAAGCGGCGAACGGAAUCGCGGCUGACAGCAGCGCGCGACCGUAAACGGCGCUUCGAUGAUAAUUAGGAGAGAACGAUCGAUAGAGAAGCCACAAGUGCCUUGCGUUCCUUUCGUCGACGGCGAACCGAUAGGACUUAUCUUUAAUUACCGCUUUUGACAAUUAUCUCGGGGGAAAAUUACGGGAACGAUUAUCGAGAAGGAAGGGAAAAGGUGUCUCUCUCGGUUUAUUCUGCUCCGUAGUACAAAUCGCAGGGGUACGAAAAAAAAAAUCAUCCUCGUGAAAGAGGUUCUGGGAAAACUCGUAUGAAGUAUUAUAAAUCUAUUUACCAAAUGUUAAGUCGUAAGUUAGGAUCGGCCGGCGGUCACGCGACACGCGCGCGACGACUCUAAAAGCCCGUUUCUCAUCGGACCGGAAAACAAUUCUAUUGGUCGCCACGUUCGCGGUACAGCUGGCCGACGUCUAUGUAUUUUAAUCGGAAACGGAAGUUCGAUCGCGUGAACUGCAUGCUGUAUAAUUUCACUAGGGAACUUCCACGUAUGCCAUGUACGUCACAAAGCGGCACAAUAAAUACUGCUCCGGUGCCAAGCGGCGCGUGUUUGUCUUUUUUUUUUCUUUUUCAUGGAACCGUCGAAUAAACAGGAUAUUUACUCAUAAA
Molecule: messenger RNA, 3906 nt
Organism: Megalopta genalis
Lineage: Eukaryota; Metazoa; Arthropoda; Insecta; Hymenoptera; Halictidae
Gene: gem
Product: transcription factor CP2 like gemini
Biological process (GO): regulation of transcription by RNA polymerase II
Cellular component (GO): nucleus
Molecular function (GO): DNA-binding transcription activator activity, RNA polymerase II-specific; RNA polymerase II cis-regulatory region sequence-specific DNA binding
Source: RefSeq, a predicted model, not a curated record